Molecule: messenger RNA, 3214 nt
Organism: Gasterosteus aculeatus aculeatus (three-spined stickleback)
Lineage: Eukaryota; Metazoa; Chordata; Actinopteri; Perciformes; Gasterosteidae
Gene: mcama
Product: melanoma cell adhesion molecule a
Cellular component (GO): plasma membrane
Molecular function (GO): laminin receptor activity
Source: RefSeq, a predicted model, not a curated record
CUCUCUCUCUCUGGCUGGUCUCAACUUCUCACCGACUCACCGCCGCAGACGGUUCGCGGGCUGGAUACGACGAGCAGCUUUUCCACUUUUGCAGAACAAGAACAUGGCUCUCCUGCGCGGAACCCCUGUGACCUUGUUUCUCCACCUGUGCCUCCUCGACUGGAGCGCGUGGGCCAAGGUGGAGCUGACCAUGCAUGAGGCCGUUGAGGUGUACGCGGGCGACUCGGCUCAGAUCCCCUGCCAGUACAACUUCACGGAUGCCGACAACGAGCCCAGCUUUGUCAUGAUCCAGUGGUUUGUGAAAGCCGCAGGAAACAGCGCACGAACGCGGAUCUUCUACGGCGAUCGCAGUCAGCACAUUGUGGACAACAACACCGACUACAGCGGCCGCGUCGAGGUGAUCGCUGACGAUCAGGGAACCCGACUCGCCAUCCAGCAUGUCCAGCUGCGCGACGAGAGGGAAUUCCUCUGCCAGGUCAACGGGCUGGCCGCCGGGAACGCCGAGGGCAAGACCCACCUCAAAGUGUUUGCUCCACCGGAGGCUCCGGUGAUCGAAGGUGUCGUUUCUGGAAUAUCCAUCACCAAUGAGGUUCCAUCUCAGGUUGCAUCGUGUGAGGCUCGCAGCGGCUUCCCUAAACCCAACAUCACAUGGUACAGGGACAGCGUGCCACUGGUGCCUACACUGGGCUAUACAAACGUGUUGACCCUGGUGAGCCAGCAGUCCAGUGGCUUCAUCUCCGUCCAGAGCACACUGGAGUACAAGGUGAUUAAGGAGGACAAGGACGCCCGUUUCUCCUGUGAGGUCAGCUUCUUCGUCCCCGGAGCCAUCCGGACAGUAGAGUCCAACAGCAUCAACAUCACUGUUCACUAUCCCACCACCAUGGUGGAGCUGUGGAAGCAGUCGCCCCAGGGCUUGGUCAAAGAGGGGGAUACUGUGGAGCUGCGUUGCCAGGGUGAUGGCAACCCCCCGCCGUCCUUCGUUUUCAACAGAGAACAAGAGCUGGAUGUGGACCUGGAGAAUCAAGGGGAUGUGUUGAAGCUGUCACCGGUGUCCCGGAAGGACAGUGGCAUCUACCAGUGUCGGCCUCUGAACCGCGACGACUCCUCCGAGGUCAAAGGAGAAAUGCAGCUCACUGUGCACUAUUUGGACCCAGCCGUGGUGGUUCCUAAAGACUCGGAGUUCAUGCUCAAAGGAGAAGAUCUGACUGCAACCUGCAACGCUCUGUCCUCCCUUCAAACAGCCACUGUGUGGUAUAAGAAUGGGAAGCAGGUGGGUAAAGGGAACACGUUGCACCUGAAGGACGCCAACUAUGAAACAGCAGGAGAGUACAUAUGCGAGGUGACCGUUCCCUCCCUGCCCGCCCUGCACACCAGCGGCUCCGUCCACAUCAUCGUCCAAGGCAGUCCCCAGCUGGUGGGAGGAGAGCAGGAGGUGCGGCUUGAGGAGGCAACAGGCAGGAUUGUGAAUCUGAGCUGCGAGGCUCACGGGCAUCCGCCGCCCAGCAUCUCCUGGAUCGUCAUCGGCAGCCAGAUCUGGAACGAGGUGGUGAGCAAGCCCAACGAGCACGUGACUCACAGCGUGUUGUCGGUCAAAGUCACCGCGGACAUCAGCGCCUCGUGCAACGCUUCCAAUGACAUGGGGACUGAAGUCAAGGCCUUCAGCAUCAAAGCCAUUCCCAGAUUCACCUCGGCCGCUCCCUUCUCUCCCGCUGAGGGCAGUGGGGUGAUCAUCGUGGUCAUCAUCCUGUGUCUGCUGCUGCUCGCCAUCCUCGGCAGCGUUCUCUACUUCCUGCAUAAGAAGGGGAAGAUCCCCUGUGGACGCUCAGGGAAACAGGAGAUCACCAAAGAGAAGACCACCAAAGACGACAUCGUCGUGGAGAUGAAGACCAACACCAAGAACGAGGAAGCUGUCCUCCUGAAGGCCGUCAACGGAGACAAAAAGGGCCCCGACGAGCAGUAAAGUCCCUGAAGGUUCAGCAGUGGUGUCGUGCAGCAGGCGGCGGCACAUCUAAGACCUCGCCCCCCCCCCCCAUCAUGCUUUUGUUCUCAGCAGUAUUCAGUAGAUUUACACACACAGGUAUGUAUGUGCAGAUGUGUAUUUUCUUUUGGAUGAGUGUUGGCUGACAUUCAUUUGUUUUGUUUUCCUCAAACUGUGUUCAGCGAGUUUGUGCGAUGGUGUCGUCAACCUUUUUUUCUUUUUAUAAGAAAUGUGUAUAUAUUAUAUAUAUUUUGUUAUUUAAGAUAUUUUGGCACUCAGAUUUCCAUUCGGUGUGCGCGUGCAUGUGAUCCGGACGCCAGCGGCUCCUCUGAGGCGGCCAUUUUUCUGGUGGUUCACAGUCGCGCUGAUUGAAGGACUGCCGGCGUGUCUGCUUCACUUUGACCUCACUUUGCUCCAAUAAUUCACUCAAAAUCAAUGUUGAAAUUUUCCGCAACAUGAGUCACUUCAAAACACAAGAUUACCAAAAUAAUAUCCGUGGAAACGGUCAUCAGAGCCACUGGCAGCCUUCGUUUGCAAACUGCUGGCAACCACAGGUAUUGUUUGUAAAUACGUGGUAGCGUAGCGAGCGGGGGGACGUAACUGAACUGUAGAGAUCUGCUGUGCCCGUUUUUGGAGGACGCGUCGUACACCGACUACGUUUGGUUUCUUUGGUUUGCUGUGUGUGUGUUUUCUGUGUUUCCACUGAGCACUCGUUGGGCCUGAAGAAGUGCUCCAGUGUUUGUGCGUGUUUCACAUGGGUUCACAACGGAUCUCAUCGCUCUGCACCUUUUCAGAUCUUUAACCAGGUAUUUUUUUUUUGGAUGCUUUGAACAAGCUUUUCUUGGAUAAUCCAUCACAGAGAACAUUUAGUUUUAUUCCAUCCAUGGUUAAGUCUGCGCUGCAUAAUUCAUGAAGCCAUCAUGAAUCUUUAACAACGGUAAAAGCAGACAAGUGUUCUCUGUGAUGGCUUACCGAAAUCAUUCCGCAAGUUACGGUGUUUUUUUUUUUUUUUAAAUACGUGAACUGAAUGAAUAUCUGGGGAAGGUUAGAAAUCUGCAGCUCUGUGUAGUUUUCCCAUUUAUUAUCAUGACAUUCAAGGUUUUUGUUUAGAAACAGAAGUUGAUUCUUGUUUUGAAGAUGUUGCCUUAGACCUCACAAAAUAAACACAAGUUUUCAUAAAAAUGAUUUGAAAAAAAAAAUUGGAAAACCAUCAAAAAAAUGUUUCAAAAAUUAAAA